GUGACCGCUUUCGAUCGGUUUCGUCCACGUUCCGUCGUAAACGUGUACACUGUUGUCGGUGCGCGCACGCAGAUGCACGUAUAUAUACAUACUUGUACAUAUGUAAAGGAAUAUAUAUCGACUCGCGUAGUCGCGACGCAAGGGCAGGGUCGUCGCCAGUGUCAGUACGUCUCGCGACGUCGACGGGACUUGUGUUCGUGGUAAAGUCCGUAGAUUAGCAUAUUUAGUGUUCGCCGGUAGUCCAAUAGUAUUUUAAUACGUAUUUUUUUAACGUUACGAGAACAGACUGCGUCAGAGGAUAAAAAACUUUACGAUACGUCCAAUACAACCAACCCAAUACCACAAAGUCGUUUGUAUUUUCGUCCUGACGAGAGCCGGUACCACGCCGUGUCGUUCACCUCUGGCCAGGAGGAGAACGAAAUUUUCGGAAAAUCUCUUGAAAACUGUGAUUUCCCCCCUCCCCAUUGUCGACGGUGAGAUUCGGUAUUUUUCUAGUGUUUCUUACAAACCUGGCCUUUUUAUUCGACGACUCGAUGUUAACGAGGAAAGCACUUAGUCGAUCGUAAUCGCGAAUUAUACGGGCGAGUGUCGCGACUAACGGUGGGGCGUUUGCAAUUGGAGAAUAGAAGGGAUAUAGAAAAGGACAAGGUAUAAGUGAAAAUGGGAUGCAACACGAGCAAGGAGAGCGUUCAGUCGGUAGGGGAUGAAGCGAAGGAGGACGUUAAGAACGGCGAUAUACCAAAAGCUUCCGAGGGCAGCCCGGCGAAAGUAGAGCAAGAGUCCCCUCGCGAGAAGUCAGGGGAGACGAAGGAGCCAAAAGAGUCGCAGGAAAAGGAAGACACAGUCGCGGAUCAAGAAAGGGAGAAAGCCGCGACGAGAAUACAAGCGGCGUUCCGCGGCCUACACGUUAGGAAGAGUAUGAAAGAGACUGAAUCCUCGACAAAGCAGACGGGGACCAAAUCCGAUCCAGACCCUACCAAAGAACAACUUCAGGAGGAAUUCCGCGCCGACGACAAGGAGCUCUGCGACGCGGCAACGAAAAUCCAGGCAUCCUUCAGAGGCCACAUGUCGAGAAAGGAGCAAGCUGCAUCCGCCAUCGUGAAGACGGCGGAGAACGCCAUUGAGAGUAUCGUUCCCAAGAUGGAGGACGCGGCAAAGGACGCCAUGAACGAGCUGGAGGGUAUCGAUCUGACGGAUCCGGAUCUGCACAAAGCGGCGACGAAAAUCCAAGCGAGCUUCCGGGGUCACAAGGUGCGCCAGGAAGUGGGGACUCCCGGCCAGGAAGAACCCCCCAAAAAUUAAGGAGCAUAAGAGAGACAAAGAGAGAGAGAAAGAGAGAGAGA
Colletes gigas is the source of this 1343-nucleotide messenger RNA. RefSeq names its product neuromodulin (gene igl). Gene Ontology annotation, molecular function: calmodulin binding. The transcript has 4 exons. Bases 661 to 1302 code for a protein of 213 amino acids. The record is from RefSeq and is a predicted model, not a curated record. NCBI's taxonomy places the organism in Eukaryota, Metazoa, Arthropoda, Insecta, Hymenoptera, Colletidae.